This is a messenger RNA of Candoia aspera, 6597 nucleotides long. RefSeq names its product piezo-type mechanosensitive ion channel component 2-like. The transcript is spliced from 41 exons. Lineage: Eukaryota; Metazoa; Chordata; Lepidosauria; Squamata; Candoiidae. The record is from RefSeq and is a predicted model, not a curated record. Bases 1 to 6465 code for a protein of 2154 amino acids. Gene Ontology annotation, molecular function: mechanosensitive monoatomic ion channel activity. Gene Ontology annotation, cellular component: membrane.
AUGGAUACUAAUGACAAGGUGGUUUCUCUUUCAAGUGGAAUUUCACAGGAAUUUGUCCUCUUGCAAUGUCAGAACCAUAGCAGUUGCAGUAUGGAUGGCUACAUCAAUGAAGGACACAGUAUUUCCGUAUCAGAGCACACAAUGUAUUCUGAAACCUCCACAGAAGCUAAUGAAAAAUGUAACGUGGAAGAAAACAAGUCGAGUAUCUUUUUAGCAUUGGCACAAUUCAUUAUGAAUCAGAGCUAUACCAUUCCACUGAUUACUAUGAUGGUUUGGAGUAUCACUUACAGCAGCUGGCUAACUUUUGUUCUGCUAAUCUGGUCCUGUAUAAUUUGGAUGGUACCCAACUGUCAGCUCUGUGCCUUGCUCAGCUCACCCUUUCUUGUCACCUAUGGAAAUGUGCUGGUGACUCUUAAUUUUGUUGUGGGACUGAAUCUUUCACAGGAUGAAUUAUUUCCAGGGGUUGCAACUUCAUUACUCAUUGACUUGGAUUUGAAACCUAAUUCUCUUCCCUGUGUCCAUCUGGGAGCCAAGAUUUUAUAUCAGCUUACCUUCUGGUUGUUGUUGAAGCAGUAUGUGAAGCAAAGACAGAAGCAAGAAGAGGAGGGUUCUCUCAAAGAAGUGAUAGUAUAUCAAACUGAAGUGGACACACAGCACAACCUGUUUCUGGAUAUACUUGGUUCUAUACUUAAGAGGAUGCUAGUAAAAUACUGGAUUUACUUCUGUUCCAUCAUGUUCUUUAUUGUCAGCUUCAGUGGCAAAGUGGUCCUAUAUAAAAUUCUCUACGUUAUCCUUUUUCUGUUCUGUGUGGCUUUGUACCAGAUUCAUUAUGAGAGCUGGCGACGAGUCCUGAAGGGGUUUUGGCUAAUAGUUGUCUCCUAUUCGAUGGUAGUCCUCAUUGCUAUAUAUGCCUACCAGUUUGAGAUGGUUUCUGCAUUUUUCCUAGAAACUUUGGAAAUAUCAGAGGAAAGAUUAAAAGAUUUGGGUCUUGAGCGGUUCAGCAUAACGGAGCUCUUUGCAAAGAUUAUGUUACCCUUUGCCUUUCUUCUGGCUUGUAUCCUUCAGCUACAUUAUUUCAAUGAAGAUUUCCUGAAGAUCACAGAUCUGACCAAUAUUUCUGUGAGUCCGUCUUCUUCAUCUGGCAGGUAUUAUGUGCAGACUAUUCAAUUAGAAAAGAGGAAUACCUGGGCAGAAGUGGUUGACAAUUUAGCACUUUGUCUUCUGAAGAUCAUAGCAAUGGCUCAGGACCUGCAGGUGUUUGCAUGGAGAUUUCUGGAGCUGCACAUCCUUAAGAUUGUAUCUACUUGGAUUAUCUGGAUCACAAUUCAAGAGGUGUGUUUGAUGAACUUCGUUUUCGUUAUUGUGUGGGCAUUUGCUAUUCCUUAUUCCAAACUUCGUCCCCAUGCCUCAAGAAUCUGUGUGUUUUGGUCUUGUGUGAUGGUCAUCUGUAAAAUGCUAUACCAGCUGAAAUUUGUCAAGCCCUGGAAUUAUUCCUCAAACUGCACUCAGGACCUGCAUUUGAAUAUGACUUACCACUCUACCAAUGUUGAUGAGUUGUUGGAGAAAUCACCCUUAUACAUGGCACCAAUUGACCCAGCACUCUGGAUUGGAGGGCUGUUGAAGUGCAAUGACAAUAUUCGUCUUUAUCUACAGAAUCAUCUCACCAUCCUGAUUCUAAUGGCUUUAGAAGCAACAGUGUAUCACCACCAAUAUUUUUACUGGACUCAAAAUCAACUCUUGCCACCAGUCACAGGGAGCCUUUUUAGUAAUAUUGCCUGGGAGAACUUGGAUGAUGGGCUACUCAACUGCAUCAAAUACUUUCUCAACUACAGUUUUUACAAAUUUGGACUGGAGAUAUGCUUUGUGGCUGCAGUUACUGUGAUUGGGCAGCGCAUGGACUUCUAUGCGCUUAUCCAUGCAAGUUGGCUGAGUUAUCUGUUGAGCUACCGUCAGAGGAAAGCAGUGGCCAAAGUCUGGCCCAAAUACUGUUUCUUUCUUGCCAGCAUUGUGAGCUUUCAGUAUCUACUUUGUAUUGGUCUCCCACCUGCUCUGUGCCAAGAUUAUCCAUGGAGAAAUUCCUACUGGUUGCUCCAUUCAAAUAUGAUUAAGUGGCUUUAUCUGCCUGAUUUUGCUGAGAGACCCAAUACAAAUUUUCUCCUGUAUGACUUCCUUCUUCUGCUUUUUGCCUCCCUCCAAUGGCAAGUUUUUGAAGAUGAGGAUGAGCCUCUAGUCAAGCUGCAAGCUGGAGAUAACACAGAGAUUAAUCAAAAUUUGGGCCCAGCAGAUCUCAGGGAAUUCAGUCGGGUACCAAACUUUAUCCAUUGCAGAACUUAUUUGGAUCUGAUGAAAGUGAUUAUAUUCAGGUACCUGUUCUGGAUUGUCCUUUGCCUGAUUUUUGUGACUGGGACAGCCAGGAUCAGCAUCUUCUGUGUUGGCUACUUCAUCGCCUGCUUCUACUUCAUGCGCUUUGGACAAAGCCUUCAGCUGAAGCCCAUCAGAGACAUUCUUAGACGAUGGGAUUACUUGAUUGCAUACACUACUUUGGUCAUAACGGCAAAGAACCUUCUUGCUAUUGGAGCAUGUGCAUACCUUAAUAAAUUACAAAUAAAUCAUUGUUGGCUAAUUCAGAUCUUUGCUAUGUACUGCACGAUACCAGGAUAUGAAAUAGAUCCACCUAGGAAUGAGAUAUGUGAAUUGCCCAAGAAUGAAGCAGGAAUCAUGUGGGAUGCAAUAUGUUUCACAUUCUUGCUGAUCCAGAGAAGAGUUUUUAUGAGCUACUAUUACCUCUACAUUGUGACAGAUCUCAAGGCUGCAAAGGUCUUAGCCUCCAGAACAGCUGAGAUGUUUGAGUUGAAACUGAAAAAAAAGGUGAUUUCUCGGGUGGAAGAAAAUAGAAAAUCAGUGGAAAUCAUGAAAAGGCAGGUGGACCUGAUUAAACCAAAAUUAAAAAAACAAAGUUCCUUGGAGAAAAAUGUGCUAGAAGCAGAGUCUGAUCAGAAAUUGGAAGAAGAGGAGGAUCCAGAAGAUGAUACCAGCAAGAUGGAAAAAGAGAACAAAAAGACUUGGUGGCAGCCAUGGGUGACACACACUUCAGUGAUUCGAAGUGGGAGCUAUUGCCUUUUUGAGACAGAUAGUGAAGAAGAAGAAAAAGAAGAAAAGGAACAUGGAUACUCUGAAAAGAACAAAAAAGAAUCCUUUAAAAAGAAAACAGCUUUGCAGCUUGUGUAUGAAGCCUGGAUGAGCAGUUCAAAAUCAGCUCUAAGAAUGAGAGGGCAAAAUGAAAUCAGGAUUCAAAGAAAGGAAAAGGAGGAGGAGGAGGAGAAAAAACAUGAACAACUGGCAGGGGGUAGAAGAGAAGGUAUUGUGCAAAGAAUAAUCAACAUUAUCAAGCUUAUCUUGGUACUGCUGCACGCAUUGAUCGAUGAUAUUACAGAAGCACUGAAUUCCCUGUUUAAAGAUAACCUAGACAUAGCUGAUGUGUUGAGAAUAGAAAAGUGCAUUCUUUGGCAACAGAUUAACAAGGGAAAUGAGGUUUCAGCAGAUAUGGUUCUACAGCAUUACAGAUUUGAGAAUAAUCAGCCAGUUUAUGGAGAAAAUAAAGCCAAAGAAGUAGAAAUCAGGGAAAGCCAAGGCAAAGGACGUAAAUCUCUACCCAUCGAGAAUACCGAGCCAUCAUGUGUGCAUCUCAGGAGAUCCAGUGAACCUGCCAAAGGGGCAGUGAGGACUGAGAAGGUAGAAGAAGGGAAUGAUAAAGAAGCCUGCUCCCAAGGAUUCAGUCCGAUCUCUUCCUGUGCAGAACCUGCCAAUCUUUCCAGCUCUCCAUCAGAAAUUCAAGAAUCUGCAGAUUCCUUGUUCACUAGAAGUCAAAAAGCUGGCAAGCCGUUGGGUGAAAUUUCUGCUAUGAUGACAGCCAGUGAGCUGCUGCUUAACAGCACUCUUCAUGACAAUGAGCUGGAACAGUCAGAUAAAUUUUACCAGUGCCUUCCUUGCCCCUUGAAGCUGGGACUUGCUUUGUACCAUGCUAUGGUCUCUACAUCAGAAAUGCUAUGUUAUUUUGUUAUCAUUCUCAACCACAUGGUCUCUGCUUCCAUUCUUACUUUGGUUCUCCCCAUCUUGAUAUUCCUGUGGCCCAUGCUGUCCAUUCCAAGGCCUACCAAAUUCUUCUGGAUUACAGCAAUCAUUUACACUGAGAUAACGACUGUGAUCAAAUGUAUUUCCCAGCUUGGCUUCUUUCCUUGGUCAUCUAAGCCAUAUUGUAGUAUCAGUGCAGAAGCACCAUUUGCUUUGCCAAAUAUAGCUGGGAUUGAGAAGAAAGAUGGAUAUGCACAGUAUGAUCUGGUGCAGCUCCUGGCCUUGUUCUUCCACAGGUACAUCUUGAAGUACCAUGGGCUCUGGGAUUCCAGCACACGAGAUCCUAAACAAAAGGACAUGAUCAAGAGAGCUAAGAAGAAAAGUUGCAAAGGUCAUUUGAAGGAACAUCAGCCUAGCUCAAGAGGACAGCAUCUCUCCAGGAACAUCUUCAAGAGGGCUAAUCGAGACAAUCCUCUGAAAGAAGACCAGAAGAUGUGGAGGCUUUUCAGAAAACCUCCCCCUGGCAAGAAGAGACUUUCCAAAGAAACAAUAAACCAGAAGAUACAUAAGGCAAAAAAGUUGCUGAUUAAAAUUGUGUUUUGGAUUUAUCGGCCUAUCAAGCAGUUCUUCUACGACAUCAUUUAUCCCGAGUGCAGCCCAGUCUGUGAUGUUUAUGCUUUCAUGUUCAUCGCGGAUGUGAUUAAUUUUAUUAUUGUCAUCCUUGGCUAUGGGGCUUUUGGGAGGCAUUCAGACGCUGCUGACAUCACAGAAUCCCUUUCAGAAGACAAAGUCCCUGGAUCUUGGCUUGCGAUGCUCUUGAUGCACUUCGGAGUCAUGAUAAUUGAUAGGGCACUCUACCUAAGAAGGAACAAGUUUGGGAAGUGUGUCCUUCAAGUGAUCCUGGUCUUUGGCAUUCAUAUCUGGAUGUGUUUCAUUUUGCCAGGAGUAACACAAAGGAGAUUCAACAGAAAUACAGUGGCUCAGCUGUGGUACUUGGUCAAGUGCAUUUAUUUUGGUCUGUCUGCAUAUCAGAUCAAAUGUGGCUACCCCAAGCGGAUCACGGGCAACUUUUUGACUAAGAGUUACAACUAUAUAAACCUCUACCUAUUCCAAGGAUUUCGUGUAGUACCUUUUCUGACUGAGCUGAAGGCUGCCAUAGACUGGGUCUGGACUGAUACUACACUCAGCCUGUCCAGUUGGAUCUGCUUGGAGGAUAUUUAUGCAAAUAUUUUCAUCUUAAAAUGUCAGAGAGAAUGUGAAAAAAAAUACCCCCAACCUCCUGGGCAGAAGAAGAAACCAAUUCUGAAGUAUGGGAUGGGUGGCUUCACUAUCUUUUUACUUAUUCUCAUUGUGUGGUUCCCACUUCUUCUUAUGUCACUGAAAUCUGUGGCAGGUGUGACCAACCACCCGCUGGAUGUUUCCGUCAAAAUCAGCAUCAGUGGUUAUGAGUCCUUGUUCACCAUGAGUGCUCAGCAACAAAAUCUGGUUCCUUUCACUCGUGCAGCAUAUAAUCAACUCGCUGCUCAAUAUGCUCUCUAUCCUUCUGCCUCAGACUUUAUAGAUGGCUACAGUCCAGAGGACAUUGUAAUUGCUAAAAUAAAAGGCAAUGCCAGUCUGCUCUGGAGUAUCAGCCCAGGGAGUCGGAAAAUGAUGAUAGCAGAGCUCUCCAAUUCCUCUGCAAUCUAUGUCAACUUCCAGUGGACUCUUCUCAGGAAUGCGUCUCUUGUGAAGAAUAUUGAAGCAUCUGGCACACAUAUCAUGCGAUACAAAGAGAAGGAAAUAAGGGAUCAAAUCAUUCACAUGCUCUCUGGGACCCGGACUGAACCAAUUCUACUUCCUGGUGUUCUACCAAGAUAUCUGAGAGCAACUAAUGGGGCAGACGCUAAAAUGGCAUAUAGCUUGAAAGUUGUUCAUUCCCAGAAGUUACAAGACAUCGAUGCAAUGGCAUUCUUCAGAAAUAUAACCAUAAAGCUGCAGCACCUGCCAGACAAGGAGCCUUCAAGCCAAGUUUCUGAAUGGUGGACUGUUGAAGAGCAGAAGCCUGCCUGUUUGGAUAAUGGAUGCAGCAAGAAUAUGGAGAUUAUAAUUUGUAAUGAUAAAGUCAAUCCUUCCAGCCUGGGGUUCUUCACUGCAUAUGGCAUUGCCGGCCUCUAUAUGUCCUUUGUUUUGGUCAUUGGGAAAUUCAUCCGAGAGUUUUUCAAUGGACUCUCACGCUCCAUUAUGUUCGAAGAACUGCCCAACGUGGACCGCAUCCUGAAGCUGUGCAGAGAAAUCUUCCUGGCAAGAGAGGCUGGGGAAUUGGAGCUAGAAGAGCAGCUCUUUGCUAAACUGAUCUUCCUGUACAGAUCACCUGAAACUAUGAUCAAAUGGACCAGAGAACGCAAGGAAAAGUGAAAGCAGGCGAGAAUGGGAGAUUGCCACAAAGGAAAACUAGGAGAAAAAUCACUACCUGCACUUGGGAGAUGAGUGUCACUCCACAGGACAUCAAGACAAUGUUCUUUUGAUUUAUUGGAUAUUUAAUCUGCA